Molecule: messenger RNA, 3295 nt
Organism: Micropterus salmoides (largemouth bass)
Lineage: Eukaryota; Metazoa; Chordata; Actinopteri; Centrarchiformes; Centrarchidae
Product: hexokinase-4-like
Exons: 11
Coding region: 1614-3110 (498 amino acids)
Biological process (GO): glycolytic process; intracellular glucose homeostasis; glucose 6-phosphate metabolic process
Cellular component (GO): mitochondrion; cytosol
Molecular function (GO): fructokinase activity; ATP binding; glucokinase activity
Source: RefSeq, a predicted model, not a curated record
CUGAAAUAUCUCAACAACUGUCUUAUGGAUUGCAGUGAAAUACUGCACAGACAAUCCCUCCAACUUUGGCGGUCCCCUGAUUUUUUAUUUUAUUUUUUUUUCUCCAGCGCCACCAGCGGGUCAAACGCUUAACUUUAUAACCGGAAACCGCUAAAGCUAUUGAUUCAGUUCGGCCUCAUCUGUACUUGUAAUUAAGAUUAAUGCUAAACACAACAUGCUAAAUAUUAGCGUGCUGACUUACUAAGAGUGAGCAUGUGAGAAUUGCUAACAUGAAGCAUGCUAACGAUAGCAUGUAAACUGCUAAUGCGUUAAUUUCAAACAUGCUACACUAAAAUAUAAAACAUAAACAUAAAAUUGGAAAUGUUCCACGCUAAGUGUACUUUGUUAGCAUUUUAGCAAACAUCACAUCCGUAACCCUGAAUCCAGACCACUGAAUUAGUGAACCACAUCUGUCGUUUUGUUUUAGAAAAACAACUGAGCCAAUCUGAGCUUUGAAGGCUAAUUAAGAAUCCUGUGCAAGAGCCAGAAGAAAUGGCAUCAUAGCUGCAACUAAGGAUUAUUUUCAGUCUUUCAUCUGCUGAUUAAUCAAUUAAUUGUUUUGUCUUUUAAAAUCAAACCAAUGUAUCUCUUUAAUGACAAUAGCCUGAAUAAAUAAGUGAACAAAAUCAGUUCAGCUCAAAACGCUGCUGAGCCUUGAGGCCAAUUUUAUACUUCUGCACCAAAUCUAGGGCGUAGCCUGACACGCACCUCCCCAAUAAUGUAACUAUAUGUCGCGGCAACGCAGACCGCAAGAACUGUGAUUGGUCGACUUGCAGUCGUCGCAUUUCCGGCUUGUCCUCCUUGUGCCUCACCCGGUUCGAGGGUCAUACAUCACCUCAGACGCCUUCUCUCGUUUCUCUGUUUUAGUAAUUUCACAGAAAGUAACUGCUGUUCAACAUCGAUCACCUCCAACUCCAUCAUGAUUCACUCCCUUUCAGUCGCCAGUGUUUCAUAGUAGGAAACACAGAGGAAGGAGAAGAAGGAAGAAAGAAGAUAUAACUGAAAACAACGGAAUAUAGAAACCCCACCGCCAAAACGGCACAGACGGCAGGCAUUUAUGAGUCUGAAAUGUCCUUCAGUGGCCGCCGUUGAGGUUACAACGUGGCCACCAUCAGGACAGGAGCUAAGAAAAGCAAAAAACUCCAUUUACAAUCCAACGGGUUUUAGUUUCUGGUCUGUAAUGAGAUGCUGCUAGCGAGCUGUUAUAAAUGAAUAACCAUUAGAUACAGUUUUAAGAUCAAACAGUGGGAAGAUGGAGAGCUUCUACGAGCCCUGACUGAAUUCUUCAGAGGUUCGUUCUUUCUGUUAAGUGCACGUGAAAAAAUCUAAAUGCUUAAAAUGUGAAAUCUUAAGGAUUGAUACAGUCAGAGCCUCUGUUUUCCUGCUUUUGUCUUGUUUCCACUCAAUCGAUCAACACCAUUUCCAGCAACAUCCCUCACUACGUCUCGGGCUCCGUGUCGUCUCUUCUUACUGCGACUUCUUCAUACAGCAGGUGGAAGGAAGUGCGACGCAUUUAAAGCCUGGAGUUUCCCCCUUUCAGAUCAUAAACUGCCCGGCUGCAUCAUGAAGCAAAGAUGAGCACAGCAGAGGGAAACGGCAAGAACAGCACACAGAUUUCCAAGAAGGCCAAAAUGAGCGGCGACACCUUGACCCUGCACCAGGAAGGCGUCCCUCUGAACAAGUUGCCGAAGGUGCAGGACUACCUGAAGCGUUUCCGUUUGUCUCAGGAGAAGCUGAAGGAGGUUUCUUAUCGGCUGAUGACGGAUCUGGAUCGAGGUUUGGGGAAACACACUCAUCACAAGGCAGCCGUCAAGAUGCUGCCCACCUUCGUCAGGGCGACACCGGACGGGACUGAGAAAGGCGACUUCCUGGCGUUGGAUCUCGGCGGGACAAACUUCCGUGUGCUUCAUGUCCGCGUGGUGGAGGACGAGCAGAAAGUGCUGAAGAUGGACAGUCAGAUCUGUGCCAUACCAAAGGAGAUGAUGCUGGGAACUGGAGAACAGCUGUUCGACCACAUUGCGGCCUGUCUCGGUGAUUUCCUCGUCUCUCAGGAUCUGAAGGGAAAAACUCUUCCUCUGGGCUUCACCUUCUCCUUCCCCUGCGAACAGAAAGAAAUUGACAAGAGCAUCUUGAUCCGCUGGACCAAAGGCUUCAACUGCUCCGGCGUUGAGGGAAAAGAUGUGGUGAAGUUACUGAAAGAGGCCAUUCACAGGAGAGGGGAUUAUGAUAUAGGCUCAGUUGCUAUGGUGAACGACACAGUGGGCACGAUGAUGAGCUGCGGCUACAAGGACCAGAGCUGUGAGAUCGGCAUGAUCAUCGGUACGGGAACCAACGCCUGCUACAUGGAGGAGAUGAAGAACAUAAAGCGUGUGGAGGGCGAGGACGGACGGAUGUGCAUCAACACUGAGUGGGGCGGCUUCGGAGAUGACGGCUCCCUGGAAGACAUCCUGACGGAGUUUGACGUGGAGGUGGACAAGACGUCCAUCAAUCCCGGCAUCCACAUCUUUGAGAAGAUGAUUAGCGGCAUGUAUUUGGGAGAAAUCGUGCGGCUGCUGCUGGUGAGGAUGACGGAGGACAACGUGCUGUUUGAGGGACAGACCUCAGAGGCGCUGCUGACUCCGGGGAAAUUUGAGACAAAGUUCAUCUCUGAGAUUGAAGAGCUGGACAACGGUCUGGAAAACACCCAGAAUAUUCUGACGCAGUUGGGUUUGAAAUGGGAUUUGGUCGACUCCCAUGUGGUGCGUCUGGUCUGCGACGCCGUGUCCUCACGCUCCGCCCAUCUCUGCGCCGCUGCUCUUGCCACCAUCGCCAACCGUAUCCGGUGUAACCGCAGGCUGGACCGCCUGAAGACCACUGUGGGGGUGGACGGGACGGUCUACAGGAAACACCCCACUUUCAGCAUGAAGCUCCAGGCGAUGGUGCGCCUCCUCGCUCCCGAGUGUGACAUCACCUUCCUCGUCUCGGAGGACGGCAGCGGGAAGGGCGCUGCCAUGGUAACUGCUGUGGCGCAGCGGCUGGCUCUCCGGCUGUUGGAGGACAGCGAUAGUGAGGACGACGAAGAAGAGAAAUAACAAGAGUGUAGAGGAUGUAGUUGCACUUGUGAGUCUGCUGUAUUUUAGUUCAGAUACAUUUUAUGUGAAUGAAGUUUUUCUGCUGAUGCAUUCAUGUAAUAUUACUUUAAAAGAACAAGAAGCAAUUGCUGUUUUCUAACUUUGUAGUGUUUUUGCAUUUAGAAAUAUUAAAGGUUCGACCCCUA